AUGGUGUCGGGGGCCUUGAUGUAUACAUUGUUGGUGGCUAACGCUGCGGCCAUGAUGUCCAACGUUGACAUAACAGCAAAGGCAUACAAGAGCAAGAUGAAUCAUCUCGACGACUACAUGACCUUCAUGAAGCUCCCCAAGGAGUUGCGCACCCGCAUCAGCAGCUACUACCAGGCCCGCUACGGGGGGAAAUGGUUUGAUGAAAAGGACAUAUUAAAUUGGGUGUCUGAGUCUCUGAAAGAGGAAAUUCUGACCAUCAUGUGUGACGGGCUGCUCAGAAAGGUGCCGAUAUUCCGGAACUGUGACAAAAGCUUCAUCUCCUCGAUCCUGCCUCACCUGCAGCAUGAGGUCUUCCAGGAGGGCGACGUCAUCGUCCAGCAGAACGGGCCAGGUGACCGCAUGUUCCUGAUCGAGCACGGCCAGGUCCUGGUGGAGAGUCUGGAGAAGGAGCUCUGCGAUGGAGACCACUUCGGAGAGAUGUGCCUCCUUAACCAGGGCAAUCGCUUGUCUACUGUCCGAGCCCUGACUGUGUGCCAGCUCUUCUCUCUGUCUGUGACUAGCUUUCACGAGGUGCUGCAAAGAUUCCCGGACGUUAGGAAGGAGGUGGAGAAGAUGUCUGACAACACCAACACAAGCUUUGUGUGACACAAAUACUGAAGAGACAAAAAUGUUCCUUUCUUUUAUACACCAAACAUGUAGUUUGUUUUCCCCCAAUACAUUGAUAAGUCAAAGAAGAUUCUCAAAGAAGGAUUUGAAUCAGUGUAAAAUUCUAUGAAAGUUAAGUAAGAGCAACUACAUUUUUAAUGACCCCACAGACUCGAUUUUAGUAAUUUAAUAUUUUAUUUGUAUUUUUCGAGUUACAUCAAAUAAUCAUCGGGAAAGAAAUCAAUCAUUUAUUUUGUUAGAGUGCCCCAAAAACCGUGAAAGAUUUAAACUUACUGUACUGCGCAGGUCUAUUUUGGUCUAUUUUACCGUUUAGCAGGCAUAUUUGACACAGACGUGCGCUGCUCACCCCACUCACCCCAACCCUGGAUGAACCGGUCACGCGAAUCUCACACACUCACACACACGCAAGCACGCAC
Messenger RNA from Sardina pilchardus (European sardine), 1082 nucleotides. Its product is annotated as potassium/sodium hyperpolarization-activated cyclic nucleotide-gated channel 3-like. NCBI's taxonomy places the organism in Eukaryota, Metazoa, Chordata, Actinopteri, Clupeiformes, Clupeidae. Gene Ontology annotation, cellular component: HCN channel complex; dendrite; axon. Gene Ontology annotation, molecular function: voltage-gated potassium channel activity. Gene Ontology annotation, biological process: regulation of membrane depolarization; potassium ion transmembrane transport; sodium ion transmembrane transport. The transcript is spliced from 4 exons. The coding region runs from base 1 to 645 and encodes 214 amino acids. The record is from RefSeq and is a predicted model, not a curated record.